AUGGCGCCCCCACAACCAGAGCUCAAGAAGGUACGCAGCUUUCUUCCCAAACACCUCUUCCUUUCUUGGGAAUUGCAUCCAGUGCAAUCCGGCCUAUCAGUUCCAGCUCCCGUGCUAACCGUCCCGUUUCAGUACCUCGACAAGAGACUGUUUGUCCAGCUAAAUGGCAGCCGCAAAGUCAUUGGUGUCCUCCGCGGCUACGAUGUCUUCCUGAACAUUGUCCUCGACGAAGCUGUGGAGGAGAAAGAGGGCGGCGAGAAGGUCAGGCUUGGGAUGGUCGUCAUUCGAGGAAACUCCGUCGUCAUGCUAGAAGCACUCGAGAGAAUCGGCGGUGACGAUCGGCCGCAUCGGUAA
Molecule: messenger RNA, 354 nt
Organism: Phialemonium atrogriseum
Lineage: Eukaryota; Fungi; Ascomycota; Sordariomycetes; Cephalothecales; Cephalothecaceae
Exons: 3
Coding region: 1-354 (117 amino acids)
Biological process (GO): spliceosomal snRNP assembly; mRNA splicing, via spliceosome
Cellular component (GO): U2 snRNP; U1 snRNP; U12-type spliceosomal complex
Molecular function (GO): RNA binding
Source: RefSeq, a predicted model, not a curated record